Messenger RNA from Sipha flava (yellow sugarcane aphid), 1808 nucleotides. RefSeq names its product WD repeat-containing protein 78-like. Lineage: Eukaryota; Metazoa; Arthropoda; Insecta; Hemiptera; Aphididae. Gene Ontology annotation, biological process: cilium movement. Gene Ontology annotation, cellular component: axonemal dynein complex. Gene Ontology annotation, molecular function: dynein light chain binding; dynein heavy chain binding. The record is from RefSeq and is a predicted model, not a curated record. The transcript has 13 exons. Bases 78 to 1796 code for a protein of 572 amino acids.
ACUCAUUUGCUCGCAUAUUUAUUUACAAAUUAAUGCAUUGUAAUUUUGUAUAAUUAUUACAACAUUAAUAAAGAAAAAUGGACAAACAUAAAACAGAAACACAUACAUUUCAACAAAUAUUUCAUUUCACCGAAGAUAACAUAGGGACAAUAUGCGCAAGUUUAGAAAAUGAGAUAGAAAACUUGAAAGUGGUCAAAAGUGAAAGUCAAUCUUUAAAGACACCUGAAGUUCAACAUUUUAAAUUUAUUUUAUAUGAAACUGAUACCAUAACUCUUUUAGAGUUACCUUCCUUGGCACCGUUUAUACAAAAUAUUUCAGAUACGCAAGUUAAGAUUACAGAAAACAAUAAAUAUGUAUUGUCUGGUGCUGUACAAACUUCGAGAUGGUUUCAAAGAACACAACACACACAAACUGAUUCAAUAAUUUUAAAAGAUCAGUCAAAUGUUGCAUCCAUAUGGAUACUACAAAAAGAAAUGGGUUGUAAUACAUUGGAUUUAAGAAAAAAAGAAACGGAACUUAACAAUUUCAAAAAAAUUUUGUUUAUAACUGAUCGAAUUGUGACUUCAAACAAUUUUUCCAGAAAACAAAUUGAAUUUGUUACACAACAUAAAAGUGACAAAUUUAAUGCGAUGUCUUAUCGUUAUACAUUAGAAGAAAUAUUGCAAUUUUCAAAUGAUAAAUUUAUGAAUUUUUCAAUUACGUCACUUGUAUGGAAUAAUACGAAUGAAGAUAUUUUCGCCGUGGGAUAUAGUAAAAGAAAUAGAGAAUCACAAGAUGCAGGCGCUGUAUGUUGUUGGUCAUUAAAGAAUCCAGUGUAUCCAGAAAAGAUUUAUGAAUUCGACAAACCCAUUUUAUGCCUUGAUUUUUCAAAAAGCAAUGCUAACAUUCUUAUUGCUGGUAGUCAUGAAGGAUGUAUUUAUACAAUAGACAUCAGUCAAGAAAUUUAUGUUCCAGUUGUAAUCAAUAAGGAACAUUUGCAUAACUUUCCUGUGUGGAGUAUUGUAUCGUUUUUACAAAAAAGUUUUACUUCAGAUGAUGAAUUUGUACUGUCCGUAGAUGGUAAUGGCUCAGUACGAAAGUGGUCCUUAAUCUCUAAGAAUUGUAACACUGAACAAAUGUCAUUGAUAUAUUGCGGAAUUCGAAACGAAGUCAAUACCGGAAAAACAAACAAGUUCAACUCAACGAUAGUACAAAACAUGCCCGGAACAGUCAUAUCGUUUCAUCCGACCAAUAAGAAUACAUAUUUCAUUGGUACAAAAAUUGGUUUUGUUGUGCAGAACACAAUCGAUAAUUGCAACCAUUAUGACACAAUUUUCAUGGCUCACACUGGUCCAGUUUAUGGAAUUAAAUUUUCUCCCUUCUGCUCAAGUAUUUUCAUUACCUAUGGAGCUGAUUGGAAAAUCAAAAUUUGGAUAGAAAACAUUGAAUCACCACUGUUAUCCUUGUCUUAUUCUAACGCUAUAGACGACGCCGAUUGGUCACCAAUUAAUUCCACGGUAAUAGUCAGUGUCAGUGGAGCAAUCAUAUGCAUUUGGGAUUUUGCAAGAAAGACCGUUGAGCCCGUAAUGAUGUUUACGUGUAAGACUGGUGUUCAUUUCUCGUUGGUUAAAUUUUCAAAGCAUGGAAAUAAUAUUAUCACUGGCGAUGUAAAUGGACUAGUUAGAUGUUUUCAUAUUAGCAGUAUGCCAUCUCCGUCAUUUCUCUUGAAAAAUUCAAUUUUAACAGCUCUAGAAAACAUGAUGUCUUCAAAUCAAGAACUGGUCCGAAUAAUUAGAAAAAAAUUGUUGAAUAAAUAAUCAGUGUCGGGC